UCUGCUCCAUCUAAAGCCCGGCUCUGCGAAGGGAGGGAUGCUCAGAGGGUUCCCAGAAGUGAGGAAGGGAGGUCUGGGGGGAGAACAGACGUCAGGGAGCCCUAAUAACGUCGGGGCAAGAUGAGCGCAGGGUUUCGGGGAGACAAACGGCGCCCCUGCUGAGUAAGAGCCAUGAACCUGUGGGUCUUGCUUCUCCUGGCUGUGGUGAACCUCGGACGAGCCACCUACAGGCCCCUGGAAAAACCUCCCUGUGAUAUGGUGGGCAUGGAGGUCCUGUGCCACAACCGGGGGCUCCUGCAGAUUCCUGCAGUCCUCCAUGCAGACAGCAAGGCCCUUGAUCUGUCUCAGAACCAGCUACAGAGCAUCUUGGAGACUCCAUUGAUCUUUUAUGCUGCCCUCCAACGUCUAGACUUAAGCUCCAACCAGAUCAGUUUCAUCCAGCCUGGAGUUUUUGCCAGCCUGUCUCAGCUUGAGCACCUCAACCUGGCCCAAAACCGCUUGGGACGGGCAUCCCCACACGAUGUCAAUGUGGGUAUUGGGCGUCUGCCUCGAGUGACUACCCUGGACCUCUCAGGCAAUGGUUUGUACAAUAGCCUGGCGGAGGCCUUCCUGGAGGAUGCCCCUGACCUGCUCACUCUCUCCUUGGCAGAGAACAGCCUCACCCGAAUCUCCCGCUGGACCCUGCAGGGAGUCCCAGCUCUCAAGGAGCUGGACCUGCAUAGCAAUGUGAUCAUGGAGAUUGAGGAAGGAGCCUUUGACACCCUGCCCAACCUUGUCCGCCUCAACCUCUCCAUGAACUCCAUCACCUGCAUUUCUGACUUCAGCCUCCCACAGCUGCAGUUCUUGGAUCUGAGCCGCAACAGCAUAGAGACCUUCCAGACUGCCACCACAGACCAGGAGUACCAGCUCUACUGGCUUGACUUGAGAGAAAACAAGCUAUCGCAGUUCCCCGACCUACCCAGGCGCAACCAGCUCAUUUACCUGAAUGUAUCCAACAACCUGAUCCAGAUGUACCCCACUUCCUCCCUCAGUGAUGGGGACCCCAGGAUGAAGGAUUGGCCCAGUGGACCCCAUCUGGACCCUGACCCAAGUGGGAAUGAUAGCUCCAUGGCCCUCUCCCACCUCUUGUUCUUAGACCUAAGCUAUAAUGAGAUUGAGGCCAUCCCGAAAGGAUUCUUGGAUCCCAUGACUUCUUUGCAAUUCCUCAACCUCAGCAGAAAUUGCCUCCGCACCUUUGAGGUGCAGCGAGAGCACUCCCUGCCCAGGCUGGACAUCCUAGAUUUGAGCCACAAUGACCUUCAGAGUUUCACCGUGGGUAUCCAUGAUCUAGCCAGCCUGCAGCAGCUCCACUUACAGCACAAUGCUCUGGCAGCCCUACCACCUCUCACAUUUGCCAGCUUCCCCAAGAUCCAACAAGUGGACCUACAAAGGAACUGGAUCCAGCUCUGUGGGGCCUCCCAGGACCUGGAGGAGCCAGCUGCCUCAGGCUGCGUUGUCUUCUCCAGCAUCCCCACCCUCCGGGCCCUGAACCUGGCGGGCAAUGCCAUUCAGAGGCUCCCAGCAGGUGCAUUCCGGCAAACCCCGCUGGUCACUUUGGACCUUUCAGCAAACCCAGGGUUAGAGGUCAUGCCUGGUGCUCUGGCUGGACUUGAAUCCUCCCUAGAGGUGCUGCAGCUCCAGGGGAAUGGCCUGGAUGCCCUUCAUGUUGACCUUCCCCGCUUCACUCGGUUGAAGCAGCUCAAUCUUUCAGAGAACCAGCUGAGCUGGCUCCCUGCCUGGACCUGGGAGGCUUCCCUUGAAGAGCUGGAUCUCCGGAACAACAGUUUCAGCCACCUUGAAAGCCGUGACAUGAGUGGCCUGGAGGGGAGCCUCCGGCACCUCUACCUGGCAGGGAACCCUCUGGCUUGCUGCGGCAACAGCUGGCUGGCAGCUGUGAUCCAGAGUGGGAGAGUGGACAUUGCCAACCUCGAGGAACUGACAUGCCGGCAUCCCGAGGACUUCAGCUCCCAGGAGCAUAUCCCCUUCCUCCACAUCCGCCCUGAGGACUGUGAGAAAGAGGGCCUCAAGAAGAUCAACGUGCUUAUCAUCCUCAUCUUUGCCCUGGUCUUGUCGAUCCUUCUCAUCAGCUUGGCUCUUUUCUGUCGCUUCUGCCGGCAGGAGUUUAACCAGCAUUUCAAAGCCUGAUCCCCAGAAGUGUUCCCAAGUCCCUGCUGCAGGGUCAUCCUCAGUUCUUGGGAAUGGAGAUAUGUGGCUUCACUGGGAUCCUGUAGACUCCAACCCUUCUUUUUAUAGAGGGGGCUCAGAGAGGUUAAGGGACUUGCCUGAGGCCACAUGUGGUCUAGAUCUCCUAGGAGGUUGGACACAUUUCCUUUUCCCAACUAGCCAUGACCUUUAUCCAUUCAGCUAUCCAUUUGCUGACCGUGUUCAGCAAACGUGGGGAUCCCUGAGCCUCUUGUUUUCCCAAGUCCCUGAGGCCUUUCCCCCACUAUCCUAAGAUCAUUUGAAGGGACCACAGAGAUGAUGUAGUUCAAC
This is a messenger RNA of Trichosurus vulpecula (common brushtail), 2532 nucleotides long. It is a transcript of the gene LRRC32, whose product is annotated as leucine rich repeat containing 32. The transcript has 3 exons. Lineage: Eukaryota; Metazoa; Chordata; Mammalia; Diprotodontia; Phalangeridae. The record is from RefSeq and is a predicted model, not a curated record. Bases 172 to 2184 code for a protein of 670 amino acids. Gene Ontology annotation, molecular function: protein binding.